CGCAGCGUCGGGAAGGAGUCCUCUACACCACGACACGAGGUUCUGGAAGCGAGAGGCGCCGAGUCUGAACUGCCUGAGCGGUGGUCGGCGUGAUGCCCAAGGCCAAGGGGAAGACCCGGCGGCAGAAGUUCGGUUACAGUGUUAACCGGAAGCGUCUGAACCGGAGUGCUCGACGGAAGGCAGCCCCGCGGAUCGAGUGCUCCCACAUCCGACAUGCCUGGGACCACACCAAGUCCGUGCGGCAGAACCUGGCCGAGAUGGGCUUGGCUAUGGACCCCAACAAGGCGGUGCCCCUCCGUAAGAGAAAGGUCCAGGCCAUGGAGGUGGACGUGGACGAGAGACGGCAGCUCAUACGGAAGCCCUAUGUGCUGAAUGACCUCGAGGCAGAAGCCAGCCUCCCGGAAAAGAAAGGAAAUACGCUGUCUCGGGACCUCAUAGACUACGUACGCUACAUGGUGGAGAACCAUGGGGAGGACUACAAGGCUAUGGCCCGGGAUGAGAAGAAUUAUUAUCAAGAUACCCCGAAACAGAUUCGGAAUAAGAUCAACGUCUAUAAGCGCUUUUACCCAGCGGAGUGGGAAGCCUUCACUCAUUCUUUGCAGAAGAAUGCGAUGGAGGUUGCAUGACUGGUUUACGCCUGCCCCAGGCUGAAGCCUCCUGGACCCGAGAAGCUGGAGCCAGGGUUUAAGGCAAGGAGGGGGUGUGGCUACAGAGGCUGGCCAAACCCCAUUCCCGGGCCAGGCCGGCCUGGUUUGGCGCCAUGAGUGUCUCCGCUCCAGCAGGACCACCGGCAGGCUGUGGGUGGGCGUUUUCUUGUCUGUCUGCAGCUGUGAGCCAUAGGAAACCCUCCUGUUGCUGAGGUUUCUCCUACAAGCCCCUAAGACGUCUCUCCUUGCUGCUCUGGGGAAGAAGGUUUUUACAUUAUUUCACAUGAAGCUG
This is a messenger RNA of Myotis daubentonii (Daubenton's bat), 939 nucleotides long. It is a transcript of the gene NOP16, whose product is annotated as NOP16 nucleolar protein. Gene Ontology annotation, cellular component: nucleolus. Gene Ontology annotation, biological process: ribosomal large subunit biogenesis. The record is from RefSeq and is a predicted model, not a curated record. Lineage: Eukaryota; Metazoa; Chordata; Mammalia; Chiroptera; Vespertilionidae.